AUGAUCUCGGAUUACGAAGGACCAACACCAACUAAAAAAUUUGAUCAAGAUAUAUUAUUUGAUUACUCUGAAGGUGAAAAGGAAUUUACUUUUGAACUUUUAGAUUCAUAUAUUUCAUCAGUAGAAGAACAUUUACCAGAGUUAUUGAAUUCAUUUGAAGCAAAAGAUUUAAAGGGUGCAGUACUUCAUUCUCAUGAUAUUAAAGGUUCAUCAAGUUAUAUUGGUUGCGAAGCUGUGAGAUAUGUUAGUGGUAAGAUAGAGGCAUAUUGUAAAAAUGAUGAAUUAGAAAAAGCAGAAUCAUUUUAUCCAGAAUUAAAGAAAGAAGUUGAAGAAGUAUUUAAAAUUUUAAGUGAUUUUAAGAAAAAUUGGGAUAAAAAUCAUGGUGAAGGUGGUAGUGAUGAUGGUGGUGAUGAUAAUGAAAGUGAACCAACUGAAAACAAUAAUAAUGAUGGUAGUAGUGUAAAUAAUAAUGAUAGUAGUAGCGGUGGUGGUGGUAAAGACAUAGAAAAUAAAAACACAGAUGAAAAUACUGGAAAGAAUCUAAACGAAAGAUCUAAAUCACCAGUACCCUUACAAACAACAUUAAAACCAGUAACUAUUGAAACACCCAAAACUGCUUCUGAUAAAAUUGCAACCGAAACUCCAACUUCUUUAGCUAAUAAUACCAAUAGUAGCAGCAACAAUAACAGUAAAAAUGAAAAUGGUUUAAAUAGUAAACAACCUCAAACUUCUUCAAAUUCACCAACAAAAAUUCAAACAAAAUAA
Messenger RNA from Dictyostelium discoideum AX4, 765 nucleotides. RefSeq names its product Hpt domain-containing protein (gene rdeA). The transcript has a single exon. Gene Ontology annotation, cellular component: cytoplasm. Lineage: Eukaryota; Evosea; Eumycetozoa; Dictyosteliales; Dictyosteliaceae. The record is from RefSeq and is a predicted model, not a curated record. Gene Ontology annotation, biological process: phosphorelay signal transduction system. Gene Ontology annotation, molecular function: histidine phosphotransfer kinase activity; protein histidine kinase binding. The coding region runs from base 1 to 765 and encodes 254 amino acids.